Aureobasidium vineae is the source of this 2106-nucleotide messenger RNA. The record is from the annotation of a GenBank genome assembly. NCBI's taxonomy places the organism in Eukaryota, Fungi, Ascomycota, Dothideomycetes, Dothideales, Saccotheciaceae.
AUGGGCACUUUGACGGCCGACCUUCCUCGUUUGCCCCAGUACUGUGACCAUAAACUUCCCACCUCGUGCCGCUUAUCCUCGAUCCCAAAUUGCUGUGCUUGUGCCGAUGAGCGAGCACACCAGUCAAGUUACUCGACAUACGUAGACGGUGUUGGCUUCGUCGCUAGAGGUGCUCGUUGGGACCGCUACUGCUGGCCUUGCUCUCGUACCAAGCACAUGUCCAUUCUGAACCUCACCGUACUGACGCCNUGCUCAGAGUUCUGGAGGAAUCGAGUCGCCCAGACAAACCUACUGCCUACUCAAACUCGCAUCCCACAAAUACCCGAUCAGUCCGAUUUCCUGGAACGAUGGUAUCAAUUUUACGACGGCUACCGGACCGUCAGUCGUCCUGAUGGUACCCAAGAAAGAGUUGCCGUCUUGGGCGAACGCUUCAGAGAUGUUUCUCCCGGUCGCCUCCCAAGAACCUUAGACGAGCUCAGAGCUGGUCAGGAACGAAGCGACGCUGAUCACCGUCAGCACGUUGAAAUCGCAACAAAUGAUGCUCCAGAAGGUCCUUCCCUAGAGGACGCUCUCGACCAGAUGUUCCAGGAGGCCGAUGAGGAGGAGCAGAAUAUCGAACGAAACACUGAACAAGACCAACCUCCUGCACUAAUACACGCCCCAUUUACCUUCAAUUCGAACGACAGCCGUACAGAUGCUCGUGUCGCAGGCCAAGUUAUAAGAGCUGCCCCUUCAAGGAACCCCGAAUACCAAGCCCGCAGAAUCUCCGCUCUCAGACGCGAACUGCUCAGGAUGCGUAAUGGCAUCGAACGAGUCAUCUCUGGCCUCAGAGAUCUUGGAGAACCCAUACCCGAUCACACAGAAACCACCAGUCGACUCUCCGAACUCGGAAGAUCACUUGACGCCAUGUCUGUCCCGCUGUCAUCAUCGUCUCAUUCCGAUUCUGUCAAUCGUGAGACACGCGCUCCUGUCGUUGGCUCCGUCUAUCGUAAUCCUGAAUUUACCAACGUUCAACAGCGCUUCGAUGAAGCCCAACGACAAUUGGAGCAAGCCCAGAGGUUCCGUGACCAAGCAGCAGUGGAGUUUCAACUGGCACAGGCCAGUCAUACUGAAACUUCCGAGAUACUCGAAGGUGCCGAGCUUGAUCUAACUGAACACAGAGAGCAAGUCUCUCAACUUCGGCGUGAACAGCGUACUGCCGAGAAUUAUGCUCGCCUGUUUGGUUCACGGGAAGAUAUGGAAACCCAGGGUGCUGACUACGAAAGCCCGAUUGGUGGCAUGUUUACUCGUGCUUAUGAAAGAUUCAGAGUCGCCGAAGAAGUCAGACAAGACGAGAGGACUCUGCGACAAGUCUUGGAACACGAACAAAUGGCCACUGGGCCACUCUUCUCUAAUGACAACGAAGAAGCUCACCCGGCUGCUAAUACGAUCUACGAGGAUGGUCUGAACGAAUACUACUCCAUGCUCAGACAACAAGACUGGGUGCAGAAUAUUCGAGAAUCUACACCAAACAACAACGCCAUUCCUGACACUAACCCUUCGAGCGUCGACGCCUCGAGUCCAUCGGUAGACAGACGGGCAGAAGUGAUUACAUCUGAACAAGCUCCAACUUCAGCUGCAUCGCAGCAGAUGUCCACGUUGGAAAGGCUCCUGCGUAAUACCCCUGAGCCUCAGAGAAGCUCCAUCAUUGCUCGGAUGGAACAGAAUGGAACGGCGGCCGCGAUUAGAGAAUCUGAGAGUGGCAACUAUAUCGACGUCUGGCGGCGCCUCCGCGAUGCGUAUGCCCCCUUCCGAGGCAACUGGGAAGAGGAAAGCGAAUCAUCAGAGGAUGAAGACCGUGCCAGAGGCGGUCUCGAUGCUGAAGAUUCUGGACGUCCCGAACCUAAGGAAGAUGUCGAUAUGACACUCAAGCUGGACUGCAAGAUCUGCUACACACAAACCGCCGAUACUGCUUGUCUUCCUUGUGGACAUUUGGUGAUGUGUCAAUGGUGCAGUGCACAGCAUUCGCCUGUCAUGCAGCAUGACAGAACGAGGCCACGUAAGCCAGCUAAUUGCCCGGUUUGUCGUAAGAAGAUCAAGCAGAAGGUGCGUAUCUACCGAGCAUGA